Stereum hirsutum FP-91666 SS1 is the source of this 900-nucleotide messenger RNA. RefSeq lists its product as uncharacterized. Lineage: Eukaryota; Fungi; Basidiomycota; Agaricomycetes; Russulales; Stereaceae. Bases 1 to 900 code for a protein of 299 amino acids. The transcript has 3 exons. The record is from RefSeq and is a predicted model, not a curated record.
AUGAAGUCCUUUCAUCUCCCAAAACUUUCGACUUUCAUCAUCCGCGCCGAACGCCUCGAAUCAUCGCAUACCAACGAGUUCGUCUUGCAGCAUCCGCACCUAACCACCAUCGACAUCUGGAUGGAAGAAGAGGAGAUUGAAACGUUUUCCUGGGAUCAUGAUGUACCACGAGUUAGCCCAGCGGAAGACGAUGAUUAUCCCCUGGCUAACAACACUCCACCGCCCAUUACCCCACUGCCACUCACCACUCUCAAACUCAAAAAAGUCGCUGCUCAUGCGCAGUUCUUUGAACGACUCCCUGCCACCUGUGUCAUCGAGAAGGCCUCUGUCGUGCUCCAUGAUACGGCGUAUCACUUCCUGAGCAUGUCGGACGACUUUCCCGCAAUCUCCGCGAUCGACAGAGCACCUCAGACCGUCCGUUCGGCUAUCGAUGAAGUACACACACACUUCGAACCCGCUUGGAUGAGGUGUAUCGCACGAACACUACCCACUAUAUCCGUCCUUGAUUUAUGGAGCCCUAAAUACUUCAAGGACAAUACACCGGCAUCCGAAGCAGGAAACGUUUAUAUCAAAGAAAUCAUUCCCUUGCUUUCCUUGUUCUCCAGCAUCUCACACUUUGCUUGGAAUUCCUGUGGCCGGGUUCCAGAAGAGACUAAACCCGAAAAUGUCCUCGCUGUAAGGGCUUUUGGAGAGGCAGCACCGACACUUCGAUACGUCACACUAUAUGAGAGAACCUGGACUCGAACGAGCCCUUCCGCGAUGUGGCAAAUGUUAGACCAUUCAAAUCGUUGGUUGCCGCUGCCGGACGUCUUCCACCCACCGAUAAGAGACACUUAUGCAGACGAUUACGAUGAGUAUCGGGAGACGGGCGCAGAUUUCGACAGUAUUGGUUCUGAAUAA